Molecule: messenger RNA, 1453 nt
Organism: Paramecium octaurelia
Lineage: Eukaryota; Ciliophora; Oligohymenophorea; Peniculida; Parameciidae
Source: the annotation of a GenBank genome assembly
AUUUAAAAAAAUAAAAGAUGUCGGAACAAUAAGUAUAUAAUAAAUUAAUUAGGUUGUGUUUAAUAUAGCCAAAAAUGAAUAAGGUAAUCCCAGCCAGAAUUACAAGAAGUUAAUUAAAAAGUAUAAGGGUUUAUAUAAGGUAAGUUAUGGAUUUUGAAUUAUUUAGUUUGGCUUAAACAAAGAGGACUUAGUUAUAGAGAAAAUCAGAAAUGCCAAUUUACUCAUUUUUGGUGGCUCCAGAGCUCCCUUUACUGAGAAAGGUAUUUUUUAUUUUUAUUCCUAGAAAUCAAAUGCCUCGAAGAAUAUCUCAAUGGUGGAGGCAAUGUAUUAAUCUUAUUCUCUGAUGGUGGUGAGAGUAAAUCUACUAGCAACUUAAAUGCAUUCACUGAGAAAUUUGGAAUCUAUGUGAACAAUGAUUGUGUUGUGAGAACAUGCUAUUUUAAAUAUUUUCAUCCAAAAGAAGCAUAUAUCUAAUAGGGAGUUAUCAAUCAAGAAGUUUGAAAAUCUUUAUUCUAUUUAAGAUAGUUCGUGUGAUUAAUGGUGAAUAAAAAGAGACCAGAAAAAACAAGGCAUCCACACCAUACCUCUAAGGAGUCAUCGAGAUGGAAGAUACUGAAAUUAACAAUCAAAGUGGCCUUGAUUUUGUCUAUCCCAAUGGAGCCACUCUGAUUGUGAAAGACAAGGCCUUCCCCAUCCUAUCCACUGGCCCUAUGUCUUAUCCAUGUGAAAAACCUAUCAUGGCAGUCAGUCAAGAAAAGGGUAAACUUGUAGUCAUUGGCUCCACCGACAUAUUCAAUGAUGAGUACUUUGAGAAGGAUGACAAUCAAAAGAUUUUCGACUUCCUUUUAAAGUUCUUCUUUACAAAAGAAGUUGAAUUUGAUAAGAAAACUCCCUUUGCUGAAAGUGAUUGCAAAAAUGCACCUGAUAUCGCCGAAUUAGCUGAUAAACUAAAGAGUUGCUUGCAAGAAAGCGAAGAACUACCAAAAGAUGUAACUACCUUGUUUGAUUCAACCUUAUUCAAAUUUGAUCUUGAUCUCAUUCCAGAUGCAGUCAAGCUCUAUGAAACUCUCUGUAAUGUUCAUUCGUAUUCUAGAGGUUAAACAUGAGCCACUCACACUUAUUGUCCCCCAAUUUGAAACCCCUUUAUUAGGAUUACAACCAGCAGUCUUUCCACCCAUCCCUCGGGAAUUACCUCCUCCUCCACUUGAGUUAUUUGAUUUAGAUGAGGAAUUUGCAUCUGAAAAGUAAUUCUAUCUUUUUAAAUCUUCCUUAGAACUCGUUUGGCAUAAUUGACAAACAAAUGCACUAAUGAAGACUUGGAAUAUUAUGUCAAGGAAGCUGGAGACAUCAUUGGAAUCACAGAUAAAUUAAAGAAUAGACAAAAGGCAUAAUCAGUAAUUCAUUAUGUUCUGGAAAACUUAAUCAAUUUUAAAAAAUUAAAUUAAGGUUGAGC